Molecule: messenger RNA, 6584 nt
Organism: Hypanus sabinus (Atlantic stingray)
Lineage: Eukaryota; Metazoa; Chordata; Chondrichthyes; Myliobatiformes; Dasyatidae
Product: spectrin beta chain, non-erythrocytic 1-like
Exons: 15
Coding region: 1-2340 (779 amino acids)
Biological process (GO): actin cytoskeleton organization
Cellular component (GO): cell projection; plasma membrane; cortical actin cytoskeleton
Molecular function (GO): phospholipid binding; actin filament binding
Source: RefSeq, a predicted model, not a curated record
AUGGAGGAGAUGCGGAGGGAGCUGGAAGCUAUAAGAGGUGAAGUUGAACGAAUUGGCGAGGAAGCCAGGAAGUUGGCUCAGAUACACCCACACAUCCGGGAGAACCUGCAAGAGCGCGUGGAAGAGGUGGCCAUAUCCUGGAGCAACCUCCAUCAGAAAGCCAGGGAGUGGAAGGAGAAGCUGAUCGAAGCUGAGCAAAUCCAGGCUUAUGUCAGCGACUGCCGGGUUUUCAUGUCCUGGGUGAAUGAGAUGGACACUCUGCUGGACACAGAAGAGCAGGCCAGGGGAUCUGUGAGUGCUGAUCAGCUCUACAAACGUCACAAGGAGUACAAGCGAGAGAUCGACAAACAGAAAGCCAAGUAUGAGGAGCUGCUAACAACCGGAACUGAGCUGAGGGAGAACAGACACAUCCUGUCGAAAGAGGUCGAUGAGAAGUUGAAUGAAAUGUCUGAGCAGAUGAACCAGGUGAUGAAGAAGUGGGAGAUACAAGAAGCCCUGUAUGAGGAGGAAUUGUGGAAACAGGCACAGCUCAGGGAGCUCGAGUUAAUGGCUGCGUGGCUGGGCUCCAAAGAAGGGCUUAUAUCUGGCAACAACUUUGGGGACUCUGUCAGUGAGGUGGAAGAUUUAAUUAAGAAGCAAGAAGAUUUUGAGAAGAUGCUGGCAGCUCAAGAUGAGAAGUUUGGCCAACUGGAAAAGGGCGAAAGGUUCCAAAGGAACACAAGCGUAAAGGAAAAAGAACGAAAAGUGGCUCAAGUUCCUUCCCUGAAGAGAAAGGGGUCAGACAAAAAGACAACACCAUUGAGGAUCUAUGGAAGAACCAACUCAGACACAGGGAAGAUACCAAAAUCCUGGCCAAAAGAGAUAGUCGUGAGUCCUGCUCCAAGGUCCCCCGCAACCUCAGAACGUUUCUUCUCCCCUGGCUUAAGGGCUGUAGCCCCUCUCAAAAAUCUCGAUGUUGCCAGUGACCGAAGACAGACCAGCAUCCAAUCACCUUUGUCACCAAAAUCUUUCGCUCUUUAUGGUUCUGAAGUUGACAGCCCCACAAAGAGGCUAUCAAAUCCAACAAGGCAUGUACAAGACAUACAUAAAUCACUUUCCAAUACUCCUUCAAGAUCUUCCCUGGAGGAAUCACCUCAAGAUCUCACUUCACCAACAAGAGAGACUGAGUCACCCACUAAAUCUCAGUCCCAAAGCCUCCUGUCCAACUCUCCUACAAGCAACGUCUCUGAAGACAGACCAGAACAACACAAAUCUACCAAAAGCAGCUCUGUAGAUCCUGUGCCCAUCCGAAAGGUGUCAGAAUCUGAUCCCCCUGAGAGUGCAGAAUCACCAUCAUUCCUGAGGGGUCAGAUCGAUCCUCAGCAGCCUGACUCCACAGGACAACUAAACAAUGACCAGGAUGCUGCAGAAUUCCAGACCAUGGAGGGCACGCUCUGCUGGAAGCAUAUCCUGCAAUCCAAUGGGACUAAGACUGACCCCAAAGACUGGGAUACCUGUUUCGUGACUCUAGCAAAGCAAGUUCUCUCCUUCUAUGCAAACAGGACUGAGAGUUUGAAGGAUUCCCCUUGCUCUCCAUCCCUCAGUGUUUCUGAUGCCACGUGUGGGGAGGCCGUUGAUUCCACAGAGGAGCACACUUUCCAGCUACGGCUCAGCGAUGGGGUGGAAUAUCUUUUCUCUGCUCCUUCGGACACCCUGAUGGAUGAGUGGAUUGAAAAGAUCAGCACCAGUGCAGGCUCCUCUGCCAAUGGCCCCUCUCCUUCACAUUCUCCACGACAAUCCUGGGAAACAUCCCCGGUGAAGUCACUUCUCUCUGCAGAUGCAUCUAACAAGACAGGAACCUCCCCGACCAAGAUGGGAAACAGCAAAGAUUUCCUCCCCAGGAGAACUCCAUCUUUCAGAGUAAAGCAAAGCGCUUCAUCCAAACCAUUGGGAAGAAGGGAUGCACUGGUCCGACCACAAAGCACCAACAUCCUGCCGGGAACAGAAAUGUCAAGAGUACAUCAAACAAGUGGUUCAGCAAAAGAUGAGAAUUUGUCGUCAAAUCCCCCACCGAAACCCCCGCACACCUACUACAACACUCACCCAUACCCAGAGGCUGGGGAACAGCUGAAAGCAGGUAGCAGCAAGACCCUGGGAAGUACCCCUGACCUGCGGGUGGAGUACAGGGAGUCUAGUGGCUCCAAAAAUCGAGAGCUGGAUGACAACCGGAGGAAGACCUGGGGCUCAGAGCAGGUGGAGGCAGCCAGUAGCACACCAGCAUUGGACCAGACACAGAACAUGGACGCUGAGGGCAAGAAGAAGAGAAAAAACGUCUUCAAGGGCUUCUUUGGAAAGAAGUAACUCGAAGAUACCCGACUCAUUCUUUGACUGUAAUAUAUUUAAUUGGGAUUUGCGCGGGGCCUGAUAUCACCUGGGCGUGGCAGGUGAUCAAUAUGGAGCCUGUAUUGUGAAUGUGUCCACCUGGCUCUGUGUGUUAGCUCCCUCCAAAGCUAGUGAUUGGUGAAUUUGAUGAAAAUAAAGCAAAGAGAUGAAUGGAAGAUCCGUUCCAAGUCACAAAAUCAAAUCUAGAUAAGUGUGUGGUGAAAUGGAUAUAUUUUUUCUAUCUUUUGUAAUUAUCAGCUAAGAAGCUAGUAAAUAUUGAUAUCUGGUUCAGCAGGCGAUUGAGAAGGCAAAUAUAACAUUCCCUUUCACUGCAAGGCAUUUGGAAUGCUUGCUACAAUUGCACAGGUACUUGGUCAGCUCACAUCAGACAUACUGUGUGAUUCUGGCCUCUACCAAAGGAAGAAAAUGCUUACUAUGUAAAUAGUGCUGCAUCAGCUCCACGAGGAGAGAACAAAUGAGACUGACCUAUAUUCCCUGUCUUUUAAAUCAAUGAAAGCUCACCUCAGUAAACAACGCAAGCUCCUGACAGGUCUACGAUUAGGGGUUGAGGUUUCUGCCGUGAGGAAAAAAAGAGACUGUAAAUCUUUGUCGUUCUUUGGCUGCUGAUCACUGAAGGCAUGCAAGACUAUAUAUAAUCAUUAAAUUCUUGGAUACAAAGGAAGUCUAGAAAAUGGGUGGGAAUGGGUUAUGAUCUUACUGAAUGGGAGGGUGAAGCUGAAGAGCUGCUGACAUACCCCUCCUUCUGGCUUUCUAUUUGAUCCCCAUCAGUAUGUUGAUCUGGGCAAUCUAAUUACUAUGCUUUCCAAAACUAAUUGUGAAAUUAUUGCUGCUUCUGAAGAUAGGGAUAUAAUGACACAGGGGUCCAAUUGAAAUGUAGAUAGGUUCUGCCUCUGGGUCAGCUCACUUUGGUGCAUGCUGCCUGGUUCAACUUGAAGGAUGAAAGAAAUGAAUUAAUCAGCUGUGUCCUGUAAUUUGGAAUAUGGCUGCUUAAUCCCCAUGCAAGGUUAACUCUACCCACAGGCUAGCAGAAAGAGAUUUUUUCUGAGGUGACUGAUCCCAUUCCUGCUGGACUUCACACAGCCUGUGGUUAGACAGCCACUUAUCAGUUCUUUGUAGAGUGGAAAUGGUUCAGGUGGGUGCUUCAGAGGAAGAUCAGCUUCCCGUACCUCUGGGGAACGGUGACCACCAGCUGUCCAGCUAGAUGCUUACCCGAGUCAGUAAACUUAGAUUGGCUGCUUAUACCAGGACAAACCCCUGAUAUCAUUCUCUCAUUGUCAAAAUUUUAAAAAUUAAAAGUGAGUUUUGCAUGGAAUUAUUUGGGCUGUUCUAGCUUCCUCCUUCCAGUGAGGGGAUGUUGUUCUUUGAAGAAGCAACAAGUAUUAUGGAUAGUAAACACAAAGUAUACUAUAGAUGCUGUGGUCAAAUCAACACGUAGGGAUAAUGGGAACUUGUGAUUACUGGAAGGCAUUCGACAAAGGUGCUGAAUCAAAGCUUAUUGAGGAAAGUGAAGGUACAAAGUAGAAGAUAACACACUGGUACAUACAGAAGAUUUACAGUUAACAGGAAACAGAGCAACUAUCUCUAGUUGGGAAGAUGCAAUGUGUGGUGUGGUAUAGAGACUGAUGCUGGGGCUCUGCCUUUGAAAAAUUUAUAUAAUUGCCUUGUUUUUAAGCACCAAAGCUAUGGUUGCUAUAGUGAAAAUCAAGAAAACUAUAGGUGCCAUAUAUUUAAAAUAAAAACAGAAAAUGCUAGAAACAGUCAGCAGGCUAUAUGAGUGGGAAGAGAAAUUGAGUUAAAUGUUUUGGACCCUCUUCAGAACUGAUCUUCAUCCUGAAACUUUAAGUCUGUUUCUUUCCACAGAUGUGGCCUGACCUGCUGAGUACUUUCAGCACUUUUUUCUUUUCAUCUUAGGAACAGUUUCUAAAUUUGCUGUUGAUGAAAAGGGAACAUGUUGUGAGGAGAACGUAAGGAGACAACAAAGAAUUUAGACAGAUUAAGUAUGAAAGAAAAAUAUGGCGAACUAUAAAUUGUCUGUCAUGGUGGAAUUGAUGAGAAAUUGCAGAAGGACCUGGGUGUCUUCAUGAAAGAUUCACAGAAGUCUAAUAUGUGGACAGUACACGUAAUUAGAAAUUCUCACAUUGUGUUUAUUGAAUUAAAAGGUAAGAGGGUACAUGGGGUACUGGUGACACAUGUGGAUUACUGUGUACAGUAUUAGUCUUCUUAUCUAAGAAAUGUCAAUACAUUGCAAGCAGUUCAGAAGUUUACUUGACUGAUAGCUGAUACUGUCCCUAAUCAGGGAGGUAAGGAAGGAUCAUGGGCCUCAGUCACAUGCAAGGUCCCAGAAGACUGGAGAAUAGCCAUUGCUAUUCCUUUAUUUUAAUAAGAGCAAUAGGAAUAUUCCAAGAAAUUAAAGGCUAGUGAGCCUUGCAUCAGCGUUAGGGAAAUUAUUGGAAAAGAUUUGUAUGGACAGGACAUUCUUAUGUUUGGAAAAGCAUGGACUUAUCACGGAAGGUCAGCAUAGCUUUGUGCAGGGGAGAUUCUGUCUCACAAGUUUGACUUGAGUUUUUUGAAGAGAUGAUGAAGAUGAUUGAUGAGGAUAGGGCAAUGAUGUUCUCUUCAUGGACUCUGGUAAAGCAUUUAACAAGUUCCUUCAUAGUAGCUGAUCCAGAAGAUUAGGUUAUGUGGGAUCUGUGGUGAGCUGGUAAAGUGCAUACAAAAUUUGCACAGAUGUUUUCCCCAGAGGGUGUUGGGGUCUGGAACUCUGAAAAGGCAUUGAGGCAGAAACCCUCAGCAUGCUUAGAUGUGGAGUUGAAAAGCUUGGACUUGCAAGGAUACAUAUGCAGUGUUAGAAGAGAGGUUAAGAUAGGUCUCUUUUAAUAAAAUAGCAUAGAUAUGAUUGGCCAGAUUGCUUCCUGCAUUCUAAUAUUCCACAGUUCCAAGUGCUGUUUGUCAUCUAUAUCAAUGAUCUGGAUGAAAAUGUGGUAAAUUAGAUCAGCAAAGGCCUUCUGAAAAUCCCAGUUAACAAUGUCCACUGACUCUCCUUUGCCUGUCUUUCCUGUUAUUUCCUCAAAGAAUUCCAACAGAUUUGUCACGCAAGAUUUCCCCUAAAGAAAAACAUGCUGACUUUGGCCUAUUUUGUCCUGUGCCACUAGGUACCCUAAAACUUCAUCAGUAAUAAUGGACUCCACCAUCUUGUCACCACUGAAGUCAGGCUAACUGACUUAAAUUUCCUGUCUUUUGCCUCCUUCUCUUCUUAAAGAGUGGAGUGAUAUUUGCAGUUUUUCAGUCCUCCAGAACCAUUUCAGAGUUGGGUGAUACAUAGUAAGAUUACUACUGCCUCCACAAUCUCUUCAGCUACUUUUUUCAGAAUCCUGAGGUGUAGUCUAUCUGGUCAAGGCGAUGCAUCUACCCCCAGACCUUUCAGCGUCCCAAUCAUCUCUUUAUUGAUAGCAACUACACUCACUUCUGCCCUUGACAUUCACAUUUCUGGCAUGCUACUGGUGUCUUCUACAGAGACUGCCACAAAAUACUUGUUCAGUUCAUCCUCUAUUUUUUUGUUUCCCCAUUACUACUUCUCCAGCUUCAUUGUCCAGUGGUCCAAUAUUCUCCCUUUGCUCUCUUUUACUCUUUAUAUAUCUGAAACUUUUGGUAUAAUCUUUUAUAUUAUUGGCUAGCUUAUCUUUAUAUUUCAUCUUUUCUCUCCUUAUUGCUUUUUCAGUUGCCUUCUGUUAUUUUAUUUAAAAUCUCCCCAAUCCUCUAGCUUCCCACUACUUUUGUUUUUAUGGUUUGACUUCCCUUGUCAGCCACAGUUGCAUCAUCCUUCCUUUAAGACUUCACCUUUGGGAUGUACCUGUCCUCCACUUCCCAAAUUGCCUGCAGAAACUCCAGCCAUUGCUGCCCGACCAUCAUCCCUGCUGGGGUCCCCUUCCAGUCAAAUUUGGCCAGCUCCUCUCUCAUGGCUCUGUAGUUACAUUUACUCAACUGUGAUACCAAUAUAUCCAAUUUUUGCUACUUCCUCUUAAAUUGCAAGGUGAAUUCUAUCAUAUUUAGGUCAAUGUAUCCCAAGGGUUCCUUUACCUUAAUAUCCUUUUUUAUGUUUGAUUUGCUAUACGUGGAAAGCUGUCUCAUCAUUUGAAACAUCGGGACUCUACAGCAAGUUCUCACACCCUAUUCUGUCAAUGGGCCAGCCUUGUAACGACCUC